UCUGCAAUUGUGUCUUUUCUAGGUUACCUGACAAGGCUGUUGCAGAAUCACACUGUGUCUGCUUGUGACGGCGAACACCUGACCCUGCAGUGUCCUCGACAUUCCACCAUCAGCGUCCAGUCUGCGUUUUAUGGGCAUCACAUGCACGGUUCACCAAAGUGUGGCUCCCUGUCACUAGAGACCAUGACCAAUCCUCAUCAGCCCUGCCUUGCCCCAACUGCACUACAAAAAGUCCUGGAUGAAUGCCAGAAUCUUAGGUCCUGCCAGCUGCCUGUGAACAGUCGCGUAUUUGGGUUGGAUCCAUGUCCGGGUACUACAAAAUAUCUUCUGGUGUCUUACAAGUGCAAACCUACUGAAUAUAAAUCCACAUCUGUCUGUGAAAACCGCGAGUUGAAGCUUCAUUGUAAGGAGCCCAAAUUGCUCAACAUCUACUCCGCUGUCUACGGUUAUUUUGCCCAUGAAAAGAACUUGUGUUCCACGGAUAGAGACCAAGGGAUGCCAUAUGAUUGUGUGUCAUAUUCUGCGAUGGAAGCAUUGGCACACCGGUGUUAUGGGAAGCAGAGAUGUCGAAUGCUGGUCAGUGAUAAGCAUUUUGGAAGUCCUUGUCUACCAGGCAUCAUCAAACAUCUCACUGUAAAUUAUUCCUGCGUUCCCCAAAUCAUUCUGAAGGAGGUUGACCCAAAGAUUUCUAAUCUAAUACCCCCUUUGAAGCAGAACGAUGGUAAAUAUGAUAUCACACUGCAUCCAUCGGAGUCGCAGCUUCCCAGCAGAGAUGGACUUCUCCUCAGUAACAUGCUUGCAGCCUAUUCUUACAUCAGAGAUCAUCCAGAAACAGCGGCUUUGUUCUUUGUAUCCAGUGUUUGUAUUGGACUGAUCAUCACUCUAUUUGCUCUGGUGAUCCAUAUAUCAUGGAGACGGGACUGGCGCUCUCCUCAGAAGAUGAACGGACAGGUAGUGCAGGACCGGGACUCUGAAGAGUCAGAGGAGUGCAGCAGCGAAGAGCAAGAAGAGGACGAGUCCUCCAACAAGUCUCACUUUUCUGAGGAAUUCCGCGAGCUGUGCAAAGUGCCACGUCCACUCUACAGCAGCUCAGACGCAGCAGAUCUUGCCGAAAGGAUUGAACGAAGAGAACAAAUUAUCCAAGAGAUCUGGUUGAACAGCGGCCUGGAUCUCCCACCUAACAGACUCACAAUUCCAUUCCUUUAA
Staurois parvus is the source of this 1206-nucleotide messenger RNA. The record is from the annotation of a GenBank genome assembly. Lineage: Eukaryota; Metazoa; Chordata; Amphibia; Anura; Ranidae.